This is a messenger RNA of Syngnathus typhle (broad-nosed pipefish), 1711 nucleotides long. Its product is annotated as oocyte zinc finger protein XlCOF19-like. Gene Ontology annotation, molecular function: DNA-binding transcription factor activity, RNA polymerase II-specific; RNA polymerase II cis-regulatory region sequence-specific DNA binding. Gene Ontology annotation, cellular component: nucleus. Bases 317 to 1288 code for a protein of 323 amino acids. Gene Ontology annotation, biological process: regulation of transcription by RNA polymerase II. The record is from RefSeq and is a predicted model, not a curated record. Lineage: Eukaryota; Metazoa; Chordata; Actinopteri; Syngnathiformes; Syngnathidae. The transcript is spliced from 2 exons.
UGAGCAGACUCCCUAUCUACACCAGUAGGUGGCGGUGUUGUACAUUAAACGUUAUUUGCAGCUGAACACCAGAAGAAGAAAGAUGCGGAAGUCACUCACCGAGCGAGGGAGCGCGCCCCCUAGUUCGAAUCUAAUUUUAAAUCGAUCGUUUUGGACCUCUUCCCCUUUUUGCUUUUGUUUUUCCAACACCACACACGUCUGAUGUGUGACAAAAGUGUAUCAAAACGAACCGGCGUUCACAUUAGCUUAGCUUACUAGCGGCAGGCUCGAAUUCGCAACACGCCACAAAGCAGACAGCUUACGCGAUCGUGGUAAAAUGUGUAAAGUCACCAUGUUGAGAGAAUUAAUGAAGCAGCGACUCAACCUCGCCGUGGAGGAAAUAUAUCAACUUUUUGAAAGAACCAUAAUGGAGUACGAGGAAGAACUUGGUCGAACCAAGGCGGAGAAAGAACGACAAAGCCAAUUGCUGGGCUCCGUUUUAAAGUCUCUUGGUGGCAUACAGCAGGGAGACACGCAGCAGAGUCAAGCGGAGCCCGCAGUGGAGCACCCCGUCAUUAAAAAGGAAGAGGAGGAGGAGGAUGUGUGGAACGCUCAGGAUGGAGAACAGCCUCAAUGGCCAAAAGUGGCGGAAGUGGGACAGGAGGAGGCUGACAUCACUUUCACAACACCCGACGAACUUCAGCAACGUUGCCCGGACCCGGAUGGCAUCUUCGCUCCACUGUCAGAUAUAGAAGAUGAUGGUGAUUACGGACAAGAGGAAUCUUUCCGAUGCUCAUUCUGUCCUAAAUUAUUCUCCUCCAAGGGAAAUAUGAAGAGACACCUGAAAUCACACCAAGUACAGAAAACGUUCACCUGCUCCGUGUGCGCGGAAAGUUUCCCGACAAGAGGGCUCCUCCGAUCGCACAAAAGACGUCACAACAUCAACGUACCCGACAACCAAAAGUUUGACUGCUCGGAAUGCGGGAAAACAUUUGCCAAGCUUGCCCGUUUAAACAGACACAUGGCAAAACACACCGGAGAGAAACCGUUCGAGUGCUCCUUUUGCGAGAAGAAGUUCACUUGGCACUACGCGUUGAAAAGACACAUGAGGUCACACUCGAGUAGGGAGCACUUCUCGUGCCCGGUGUGCGCAAAAGGCUUCACCACCAAAUGGUACAUCGCAGUGCACAUGAGAACACACACCGGAGAGAAACCGUUCCAGUGCAACGUGUGUCAGAAACAAUUUCAUUUUAAGAACGGAUUUAAGAAGCACACUUGUGUCGUGGAUAACCAAAAUGCUGGUCAGUGAAGAUGAAGGACGCCUCCCAAGCUCACACACUUUGUGUAAUUGAGGGGGGAAAUUGUAUACUCGUAUUUUGGAAUUGAAAUUCCUUUUGUAAAUGUCGUUUGUGCUCUAAUGUAGCCCUUAUGAGUUCAGUUUGACAAAAUGUCCCUUUAAAAAAAAAUCACAAUGGCAUUUGUUCUGUAAAUGACUGAUGAUGAUCAGACUUGUGUACAAAUGUCAUAUUAGUCACGAGAUUAGAAAAUAGACAAAAAGUCAACAAAACUGGGCGGAAAACUUGUAAAUCUGAUGUUAAUUGGACGAAUUUGGACAAAAAAAAUGCAGAUAAAAAAAGCUAAGUGGUAAUGUUAAGAAACAAACAUAAUUACACAUAAUGAGAUGUGAUAUGCAUUUUGACAACAAAAAUAAACAUGACAUAUUGAUCCUUAA